This is a messenger RNA of Pleurotus ostreatus (oyster mushroom), 1512 nucleotides long. RefSeq names its product Strongly-conserved Zn-finger binding protein (TFIIIA) (gene PZF1). The record is from RefSeq and is a predicted model, not a curated record. Gene Ontology annotation, biological process: regulation of transcription by RNA polymerase II. The coding region runs from base 1 to 1512 and encodes 503 amino acids. The transcript has 5 exons. NCBI's taxonomy places the organism in Eukaryota, Fungi, Basidiomycota, Agaricomycetes, Agaricales, Pleurotaceae. Gene Ontology annotation, cellular component: nucleus.
AUGACACCCUCACAAACCGUUGUCCAGUCCAUCAGCAUCCUCGGAAAGCGCAAAGCUUCACAACGCUCAAAAUCACUGGUGAUACACCUAUCGUCUGACGCAGGCUCUAGCUAUGAAGAACUUGAAUCAGAUCAUUCCAAUACCCCGAAACCGUCGACAAGCAGGUCGGCCGUAAUGAUGGUCAAUGGCACCUUGCAGAUGUGCCCCAAGAGGCGGUACCAGUGCACGUUUGAAGGAUGUGAAAAGGCGUAUACGAAGCCCUCGCGACUGGAAGAGCAUGAACGGUCUCAUACUGGUCUGCGACCGUUCGUUUGCGAGACGUGCCAUAAAUCGUAUCUCAGAGAGAGCCAUCUCCACGCGCACGCAAGGAGUCAUCUUCCUGAAUCAGAGAGGCCUUUUCUUUGCGAUUCAGGCAGUUGUAGAAAGCGUUUCUGGACGUCGCAGCAUCUCCAAGCUCAUCUCCAACUCCACACCGGAGAAAAGCCGUUCAAAUGCUCUGAAGUAGACUGCGAAGAGGCUUUUGCCAAGCACCAUCAACUUAGAACGCAUAUGUGCACCGUGCACGCCCCGCCUGGCACCAAACCAUACCAAUGUAGCCAUGCGGACUGCAGUAAAUCUUUCUCCACUAGCCAAAAGCUACGUGCACAUGCCAAGACACACGACGACAAACGAUACAUGUGCGCCCACCCAAACUGUUUGUCCCCCACCUCCACCCCGAGAUAUUUCAGCACUUGGACGGCUCUGCAGCACCACACGCGCGUCGACCACCCCCCAACAUGCACUCACCCCUCUUGCAAUGGCAGACUAUUUACCUCUCAAAAAGGUCUGCGCGCACACCAGAUGCUACACGAGGAACGCGACGCAGAGGCGAGGUUGGGUGCAGAAGUGCAUAAUGAUUCUGACGCAGAGGACUCGGAUAGUGAAGCGCCCCCGCGCAAGAAGCGAAGAGGAGGGGAGCUGGGGAGGGACUGGAAAUGCGAUGUCGAUACCUGUGACAAGAGCUUCAAAUCCAAAAAGGCGAUGACGACACAUAUCAAAGUCAACCAUCAAGGACGGCGGGACUUCGUCUGCCCCCACUCUGCCUGCAAGAGGGCCUUCGGGUAUAAACACCUCCUCCAGCGCCAUCUCGCGAAGAUACACAAAGCCUCCGGUGAUUCCACGAGCUCAGAGGCCGAGGAAACGGAGGCCGAUGGACAUGCCCGUGCACACGAAUCGGACGUCCUGUUGGAUAUCGAUGCGGUCACUGGGAACAGCUACUCGAAACGCGCCGCGGAGAAGGUGGAGACGGCGAAAGCGCUGAGAUGUCCCCACCCUCACUUGCAGGGAUUGGGACUUCUUGACACCGCUCUUGCUACUAUACUGGAGUCAGAGUCUUCGUGCGAGUAUGUGUUCUCGCGCGCGUAUGACCUUCGUCGUCAUCUACGGGCUAACCAUGGAAUUGAGUUGGAGAAAGACGUCGUUGAUAAGUGGGUGCUGAAGCAGAAGACCACUUCUCGAAAUAUCCUUCAGUAG